Molecule: messenger RNA, 3906 nt
Organism: Cicer arietinum (chickpea)
Lineage: Eukaryota; Viridiplantae; Streptophyta; Magnoliopsida; Fabales; Fabaceae
Product: cellulose synthase-like protein D4
Biological process (GO): cellulose biosynthetic process
Cellular component (GO): membrane
Molecular function (GO): cellulose synthase (UDP-forming) activity
Source: RefSeq, a predicted model, not a curated record
ACAAAAUCUCUUUCUUCGUCAAUCAAAGUUCUUUUCUCUAACCACUUUUGUUCUCCUAUCAUGAAUUAUUUGAAUAUGACUAUUAUCUUUUGGAAAAUGGUUGGGUUUCGAUUUGACUUUGGAUAGGGUCUAAUAUUGUUCCAAUGAUGGUAAAUUGAGGAACUAAUUAAUCACAUUUCUUCUUCACGAGUUAGCAUUAGGUUAUUAAUGAAUCAAAAUAAAUAGGCUACCUACAUGCAUGAAAUACGAUGCAUUAUCAAAUUAUAUAUAAGUGUAGAUUUACUUAGCUCUUCGAAAAUAAAUCAAAUUAUAUGGUUUAGCAAAGUGUAACUUUAGAAAUAUCAAUUGAAAUCAAUGGCGUCAUUGACAAAUCAACCUUCAAAGAAGUCUUUGCGCAAUUCUGGAGGAUCAGAAGGAACGGGUAGUUCUCAACAAGGAAGCCGUAACUCUAGUGGAGGACCAACCAUUAAGUUUGCAAGACGAACAUCAAGUGGGAGAUAUGUAAAUUUAUCGAGAGAUGACAUGGAAAUGUCUUCAGAUGUAUCAGCAGACUAUAUGAAUUACACUGUUCACAUUCCCUCUACCCCUGAUAACCAACCAAUGGAUACUUCUGUUGCAAUGAAAGCCGAAGAGCAAUAUGUUUCCAAUUCUUUAUUUACAGGGGGAUUCAAUAGUGUUACUAGAGCCCAUUUAAUGGACAAGGUUAUUGACUCUGAAGUUACUCAUCCUCAAAUGGCAGGUGCUAAAGGUUCUUCAUGCUCAAUUUGUGAUGGAAAAGUUAUGAAGGAUGCAAGAGGAAAUGAUGUCACUCCAUGUGAGUGUAGGUUCAAGAUAUGUAGAGAUUGCUUUUUAGAUGCACAAAAAGAGACUGGCACGUGCCCCGGUUGUAAGGAGCAUUAUAAAGUUGCAGAAUACGAAGAUGAUACAGAUGAAUAUUCGCACACAACAUUGCCAUUACCAGCACCAGAUGGUUCUAAACAAAAUCCAAACAAUAUGUCAGUUAUGAAGAGAAAUCAAAAUGGAGAAUUUGAUCACAAUAAAUGGUUGUUUGAGACCAAAGGAACUUACGGAGUUGGCAAUGCUUAUUGGCCGCCAGAUGAUGAUGAUGGUGAUGAUGGCUUUCAAGGAGCGUUUGAUGACGCUGAGAAGCCUUGGAAGCCUUUAAGUCGAAAAACACCAAUUCCUUCUGCCAUUAUAAGCCCAUACAGGUUGCUUAUAGCUAUUCGAUUAGUAGUGAUGGGGUUCUUUUUACAUUGGAGAGUGGUACAUCCAAAUGAAGAUGCAGUAUGGUUGUGGCUAAUGUCAGUUACUUGUGAGAUAUGGUUUGGCUUCUCAUGGAUACUCGACCAAAUCCCAAAGGUUUCUCCUGUCAAUCGUUCCACUGACCUUGAUGUUCUUCAUGAGAAAUUUGACAGUCCAUCUCCAUCCAAUCCAACAGGGCGAUCUGAUUUGCCUGGUGUAGACCUCUUUGUAUCCACUGCUGAUCCAGAUAAAGAGCCACCACUUGUAACUGCUAAUACUAUUCUUUCCAUAUUAGCAGUUGAUUAUCCUGUGGAGAAGCUCGCUUGUUAUAUUUCGGAUGAUGGAGGUGCUCUAUUGACUUUCGAAGCCAUGGCUGAGGCUGCAAGUUUUGCUGAUUUAUGGGUUCCCUUUUGUCGCAAACAUAAUAUUGAGCCAAGGAAUCCUGAUACUUACUUUUCCUUAAAAGUUGAUCCGACGAAGAAUAAGAGUAGACUAGAUUUUGUGAAGGAUAGAAGAAGGGUGAAGAGGGAAUACGAUGAGUUUAAAGUGCGUAUAAAUGGCCUUCCAGAUUCCAUUAGGAGAAGAUCUGAUGCAUUUAACGCAAGGGAGGAAAUGAAGAUGAUGAAACAUUUUAAGGAGAGUGGGGCGGAUCCUUCAGAGCCUAUUAAAGUAUUAAAGGCUACCUGGAUGGCGGAUGGUACCCACUGGCCGGGUACUUGGGCUUCUCCUUCUAGUGAACAUUCAAAAGGUGACCAUGCUGGAAUACUUCAGGUGAUGUUGAAGCCACCUAGUCCCGAUCCAUUACUGGGAAGUGUUGACGACAAGAUCAUAGAUUUCACUGAGGUAGACACACGUUUGCCUAUGUUUGUAUAUGUAUCUAGAGAGAAAAGGCCAGGUUAUGAACACAACAAGAAAGCUGGUGCCAUGAAUGCACUAGUUCGAGCAUCAGCAAUCCUGUCAAAUGGGCCAUUCAUUCUUAAUCUUGAUUGUGAUCAUUAUAUAUAUAAUUGUAAGGCAGUACGUGAAGGAAUGUGCUUCAUGAUGGAUAGAGGCGGCGAAGACAUAUGCUAUAUACAGUUCCCUCAAAGAUUUGAAGGAAUUGAUCCCUCGGAUCGUUAUGCCAAUCACAACACUGUAUUCUUUGAUGGAAACAUGCGAGCUCUUGAUGGUCUUCAAGGCCCAGUUUAUGUCGGGACAGGUUGCAUGUUUAGGAGGUUUGCAUUGUAUGGAUUUGACCCUCCGUCCGGUGAUUGGGAAGCGAAAAAACCUAAACAUAAUUGUACUGAAGAGGCUUGUGAAACUACACCGGCCUUAAAUGCUAGUGAAUUUGAUGAAGAUCUAGACGUAAACUUGUUGCCUAAACGAUUUGGUAAUUCAACCAUGUUGUCUGAAAGCAUACCGGUUGCUGAGUUCCAAGGUCGACCUAUUGCCGAUCAUCCUGCCAUCAAGUAUGGACGCCCACCGGGUGAACUAAGGGCCCCUCGUGAACCACUUGAUGCUAGUACUGUUGCUGAAUCCGUCUCUGUGAUUUCUUGUUGGUACGAAGAUAAGACAGAAUGGGGAGACAGAGUAGGAUGGAUUUAUGGGUCAGUGACAGAGGAUGUGGUUACAGGUUACCGCAUGCACAAUCGUGGAUGGCGUUCUGUGUAUUGCAUAACAAAGAGAGACGCAUUUCGUGGAUCAGCGCCAAUUAACCUCACUGAUCGACUUCAUCAGGUGCUGAGAUGGGCCACUGGUUCUGUUGAGAUCUUCUUUUCUAAGAACAAUGCUUUUCUGGCUAGUAAGCGCCUUAAACUUCUUCAACGUCUCGCUUACCUCAAUGUUGGAAUCUACCCUUUCACUUCCAUGUUCCUCAUUGUCUAUUGCUUCCUUCCUGCACUUUCAUUGCUCUCUGGAUUUUUUAUUGUUCAAACUCUUAGUAUCGCUUUCUUGCUCUAUUUGCUCACCAUGACAUUGUGUCUGGUGCUCUUGGCCGUUCUUGAGGUUAAGUGGUCUGGCAUAGAGUUGGAACAAUGGUGGAGGAAUGAACAAUUUUGGCUCAUUUCUGGCACUAGUGCUCACCUUGCUGCUGUGGUGCAAGGACUCUUAAAAGUCAUUGCUGGAAUUGAAAUUUCUUUUACUUUGACGUCAAAAUCCGGUGGAGAAGACGAUGAUGACAUUUUUGCAGAUUUGUAUAUAGUUAAAUGGAGCUCACUUAUGAUUCCACCAAUUGUUAUUGCUAUGAUAAAUGUGAUUGCUAUUGCGGUUGCAUUUUCUAGAACAGUUUAUAGUGCAAACCCACAAUGGAGUAAGUUCAUUGGAGGAGCAUUCUUUAGUUUUUGGGUACUUGCUCAUUUGUAUCCAUUUGCAAAAGGGUUGAUGGGAAGGAGAGGAAAGACUCCCACCAUUGUAUUUGUGUGGUCUGGUCUCAUUGCAAUUACACUUUCUUUGCUUUGGGUUGCCAUUAGUCCACCCAAAGCUUCUGAUGGACAAGGUACUGGGGGAGAUUUCCAAUUUCCAUAAAAUGCUAAUGUUGGGUUACGGAUUGAUGUGUAGAUGAUUUUUUCAUCAUAAUAUGUAUGCAGGUAACAGUGUUAGUAAUGUAUGUAUGUAAAUCUAGCUCUUUAUACUUGAUGUAUUUUUUGCUACAUAUUCUCAUUCUCAACUAAGCAAAUUACUUUUCAC